Messenger RNA from Penicillium paradoxum, 723 nucleotides. RefSeq names its product mitochondrial nucleotide exchange factor MGE1 (gene grpE). Bases 1 to 723 code for a protein of 240 amino acids. Gene Ontology annotation, biological process: protein folding; protein import into mitochondrial matrix. The transcript is spliced from 3 exons. Gene Ontology annotation, molecular function: adenyl-nucleotide exchange factor activity; protein-folding chaperone binding; protein homodimerization activity. The record is from RefSeq and is a predicted model, not a curated record. Lineage: Eukaryota; Fungi; Ascomycota; Eurotiomycetes; Eurotiales; Aspergillaceae. Gene Ontology annotation, cellular component: PAM complex, Tim23 associated import motor.
AUGUUCCAACGAACCAUCCUUCGACAGGCUCAGGCCGCCCGCUCCAUCCUCUCCACCUCCACUUCCUCCACCGCACCGCUGGCGCUGCGAUGGACACAACAAUCGCGUGUGCCGGCUUUCCGGCAAUUCGCUCCCCAGUCUGCCCGCCUCUACUCGACAGAGAACAAGGAAACCCCCGAAGCCGAGAAGGCUGAAAACGCCGAGGCUGAGGACCCCGUCAAGAAGGAGCUCGAACAGAAGACAAAGGAAGCUAUUGAGUUCAAGGACAAAUGGCUCCGCGCUGUGGCCGACUCUCGCAACGUUGUUGAGCGCAACAAGCGCGAAAUGGACGGUGCCCGCAAGUUCGCUAUCCAGGGUUUCGCCAAGGACCUCCUCGACAGCAUCGACAACUUUGACCGCGCGCUGCUGGCCGUGCCCGCGGACAAGAUCGCCGCUCCCAAGACUGAAGAGAACAAGGACCUCCAGGAGCUCGUCGCCGGUCUCAAGAUGACCCAGAACAUCCUCCUGAGCACCCUCCAGAAGCACGGUCUCGAGCGCUUCGACCCCGGCGAGCAGAUCGACGGCAAGGCCCAGAAGUUCGAUGCUAACUUGCACGAGGCUACAUUCAUGGCCCCUGCUGCCGGCCUUGAGGAUGGUGAUGUUAUGCACGUCCAGAGCAAGGGUUUCCGUCUUAACGGCCGCGUUCUGCGGGCUGCUAAGGUUGGUGUCGUCAAGAACGCCUAA